Paramecium primaurelia is the source of this 578-nucleotide messenger RNA. NCBI's taxonomy places the organism in Eukaryota, Ciliophora, Oligohymenophorea, Peniculida, Parameciidae. The record is from the annotation of a GenBank genome assembly.
AUGUUAUUUGUAAUAAUUAAGAAUACCUUUUAUUUCUAUAUUUUGAUACACUCUUUAUUUUCUUUGUUGAGCUUAUUGAUAUGUUUAGACAAUGAUAUAGAUCACUUUGAAAUUUAAUGUCCAAGAGUAAUUAUAUAUUUUAUGUUAGUUGAGCAAUUAAAUUAAAGAAUUCAUAGCAGGGAUAUUCAAACCAUUUUUGCCGGAAGUUAUUGAAUUUUUAGUUGGAAAAAUAUUAAUGCAAGAUUUAAGGAUAGUCAAUGCUCUUAUAUUUUCAGGGAUAUUAGAAGUGGUCUUAGCAAUAUUAGGAGGAUUGUAAGAUAAAAUUUAAUUUAAGUUAUUAUGUAAUGGUUGAAACACCAAAACCUAUAUAAAAGAGUUUGAGAAUAAUUGCAAAGUUGCUUUUCUUUUUAGGGUUAAUAUUUUGGAUUUUCAUUUAUUGUAGUGGAAUUGGGUUAAGAAAAUUACUUGAAAUAGUGCACAUAGUUUAUUAAAAUCCAUAGAAUGUAGAAAAUUAUUCAAAUGAUUUAUCAGAAUUUAUCUAAAAAAGACAAGAAGAAAUCUUGGAGUAUUAUUUCUGA